This is a messenger RNA of Pseudoliparis swirei, 977 nucleotides long. It is a transcript of the gene ak2, whose product is annotated as adenylate kinase 2. Gene Ontology annotation, molecular function: AMP kinase activity; ATP binding. Gene Ontology annotation, biological process: ADP biosynthetic process. The record is from RefSeq and is a predicted model, not a curated record. Bases 81 to 812 code for a protein of 243 amino acids. The transcript is spliced from 7 exons. NCBI's taxonomy places the organism in Eukaryota, Metazoa, Chordata, Actinopteri, Perciformes, Liparidae. Gene Ontology annotation, cellular component: cytoplasm; mitochondrion.
UGAACUUCGCUGAAGUGUCACCGGGACGCGACGGACAGUCUUCACGAAAGUUCCCGCCGCGGUGGUCUCCUGCUCUAGACAUGGCCCCCAGCGCGCGACUCAAGGAGGCGAUAGCCGACGUGCACGAGGGGAUCCGUGCCAUCCUGCUCGGGCCACCCGGAGCCGGCAAGGGGACUCAGGCCCCUCGGCUGGCGGAGCAGUACUGCGUUUGCCACCUGGCCACCGGAGACAUGCUGAGGGCCAUGGUGGCCUCGGGCUCGGAGCUCGGCAAGAAGCUCAAGAGCACCAUGGACGCCGGCAAGCUGGUCAGCGAUGAGAUGGUGGUGGAGCUCAUAGAGAAGAACCUGGACACGGCGCCCUGCAGGAAGGGCUUCCUGCUGGACGGGUUCCCUCGCACGGUCAAGCAGGCGGAGAUGCUGGACGACUUGUUGGACAAGAGACACGAGAACCUGGACUCGGUGAUCGAGUUCGCCGUCGACGACUCUCUGUUGGUCCGCAGGAUCUGUGGCAGACUGAUCCAUCAGCCGAGCGGCCGCUCGUACCACGAGGAGUUCAACCCCCCCAAAGAGGCCAUGAAGGACGACCUGACCGGCGAGCCGCUCAUGCGGCGCAGCGACGACAACGAGAAGACGCUUAACUCUCGCCUGGAGGCCUACCACCGGCAGACGGUGCCGCUGGUCGACUACUACAGCGCCCGGGGGCUGCACGCGGCCGUCAACGCCGCCCAGAGCCCCGACCUCGUCUUCGCCUCCAUCGUGGCCGCCUUCGCCGACGCCACGGAAAUCCCCGCCCGGGCCGUCGCCUCUGGUUGAAAGCUGUCCUGCCCCAAGUGACGGCUUGGAUUUGCCAAAAGCUCGGUGGGUGGACAGAGGAAGGGGGAGGGGCUUCAGAAGAUGGAGGAGUCCUUAGGCUUUGGAGGUUGCUGUGGGGCUUGUGUUGCUCCUUUGAAUAAAUCAUGCUUUCCUACAGUACAAUCA